Dreissena polymorpha is the source of this 504-nucleotide messenger RNA. RefSeq lists its product as uncharacterized. The transcript has 5 exons. The record is from RefSeq and is a predicted model, not a curated record. The coding region runs from base 1 to 504 and encodes 167 amino acids. NCBI's taxonomy places the organism in Eukaryota, Metazoa, Mollusca, Bivalvia, Myida, Dreissenidae.
AUGAAACCUAAGCCCACACAAGUGAAGGCAAGAUACUUAGAACAGAAGCCGCCUACAGAGAAGCUGCCCCCAAUCCAGACGCCUCAGAAGGGGUGCCAACUGGAGGAGGCAGUAAAAUAUGAGCUGACCAGCAAGCAGUCACGCGAACUCAAGCUGUUCCAGGCAGGGGACAUGCAGGGCAAGCUGAAUACCCUUAUUAUGGAGAUAAUGGAGUUCAUAACAGAGGUGGGCCGACAACUGCAGGGUGACAAGGGUGAUGAAGAGGGUAACAAAAUUCAGGCAAUGAAAGCGUUCACGUUCGAGCAGCAGCAAAAGAAGCUAAAGGAGACAAAGGACGCAAAAGAGGAGGAAUGGGGGCACAAGAAAAGUCAAGUGUUCAUUUGUGGGCAGACAGCAGUUACCAAACGGAGAGAGGCGUUCGAGACAUUGUACAGCUCCCUUAAUCUUCAUGUAGGCCUUACUCUUUUGAGAGAGAAUUAUUUUAUAAAUAAUUGUCUCGCAUAA